Molecule: messenger RNA, 4289 nt
Organism: Gigantopelta aegis
Lineage: Eukaryota; Metazoa; Mollusca; Gastropoda; Neomphalida; Peltospiridae
Product: probable ATP-dependent RNA helicase DHX34
Exons: 30
Coding region: 198-4154 (1318 amino acids)
Biological process (GO): nuclear-transcribed mRNA catabolic process, nonsense-mediated decay
Cellular component (GO): intracellular anatomical structure
Molecular function (GO): RNA binding
Source: RefSeq, a predicted model, not a curated record
GGCAGCCUCCAUGAAGUUGUAACAACAAAACGUAGGAUGAACGUGUUUAGGACGUGUAGAAUACAGGCGUUAUUGAUUUAUUGUUUCUUAACGGAGAUGCCACGAUAAAAACAUACAGAAUUGUUUACUUAUUCUUACUUUGAUGUGACUUUAAAAAAUCCAGACAGUAUCGUUAACUAUAUGACUGUACUACGAGUAUGUCUGGUACACCAAAGAAACGGAGAAAUGAUUUCGAUGAAGCUGAUGAACCUGAACAUGGUCUAGCAAAACAUUCACAUCGACAUAAGAAAAAGAAACAUAAAGAUCGGAAACACAAAUAUGCAGAUCCAGAGUCUAGAAGCAGUGCCAAAACAGAUCACAGCCUCAAGAGUAGAGAGCAUCUUCAUUCAGUCGGGGAACGGUCAGAACACAAAGACAGAACUGACGUUUACGCCAGUCGAUAUGGUACAGACAAGACAGAACAUAGAGAGAGAACUGAAUUUCACUGUGGUCGGUAUGGUAGUUCAGGUAGUUCUGUUCGUGAUAAGGAAGAAUAUUACAAAUCUAAAAAUAUUUCACAGAUUAAAAUGGAACAUGAGGAGGGUGAGACGUCUUCUACAAAUUAUGUGUCCAGUAUUAAAUCUGAAAAAAAUGAUGUAGACGGAGAUUUACGUGAACAUCACAGGAGAUCCUAUGAGACAAAAUAUGAAAGUUACAAGUGCCAGACAGAAAUUGUUAAAUCUGAAGAAAGAACAGAACUAAAAGUGAAGGAGGAGGCACAUUCAUCUGAUUCUGAAUCGGAGUCGGAGUUAGACUUCAAUUUUGACUUUACUCAGUAUAAAUCUGAUCUGAUCAAAAUCUUCUUCCGAGAUCAAAAUUUUAUUAAAAGAGGUACCCAAGAGUAUGAAGAUUUCUGGUUAUUUGUUGUCAAGUAUCUUGAUUUUCAAAGAAAAAAGAAGUCAAAGCAAGUAAAAGGAUCUCAUGCCGUCCAGAACCCACCCUCCAGUGGUGAACUGGGACUUCCACAGCGCUAUGACAACCGGUACAGAAUCAAUAUGUCAUUGGUCAGCAAGAAUGUUGACCUGUUUCUCAAGAAAGGUCGACUGGUGGAUUAUGAUGUCGACAAGGCUUUGACAAGAGAAAGAGUGACACAGUUCAGAAAUAUAUUUUUGCAUUAUCUGGACUUUCAACAGAAACAAAAGUUAAACAAGAUAAAGAAGAUUCAGAAAGACCAGAGAAACCUGCCGAUAUUUCAGUACAAACAGAUGAUUGUUGGGAUGAUUCGACGUCACCAGAUUGUUGUUGUGGCUGGAGAUACAGGCUGUGGGAAGUCAACACAGGUUCCCCAGUAUCUGCUGGAAGGUGGUUUUGAGAACAUUGCUUGCACGCAGCCACGACGAAUAGCUUGCAUCUCUCUGUCUAAACGUGUUGGCUAUGAAACUCUGCAUGAGUAUGGGUCUGAAGUAGCCUAUCAGGUUAGAUUUGAAAAGACCAAGACAAAGGCCACAAAAGUAAUUUUCUUAACAGAAGGUUUGCUUUUGCGACAGAUGAGCACCGAUCCUUACUUGAAGCAGUAUAACGUUAUAGUCAUUGAUGAGGUACAUGAGCGUCACAUUUUCACUGAUUUUCUGCUCGGAGUUUUGAAGUGCAUGUUGCAGCAGCGUGAUGAUCUGAAGCUGGUUUUGAUGUCCGCUACGAUUAACAUCUCGCUGUUUAGUGGUUACUUCGACAACGCACCUGUCAUCAAGGUUCCUGGCCGUUUAUAUCCCAUUCAGUUAGAAUAUUACCCAUUGAAACAAGAAGAGCAAGUUGGCAAGUCAGAGAGAAUGGACCCAACUCCCUACAUCAGAAUUCUGCAGCAAAUUGAUCACAAGUACCCGAAGACGGAGAGAGGUGAUUUGUUGGUAUUUCUCAGUGGUAUGUCGGACAUAAUGACCGUAAUUGAGGCGGUACGGGUUUAUGCUCUACAAACCAAAGGUUGGAUCGUGCUGCCACUACAUUCAGCACUGUCCAUACAGGAACAAGAUCAGGUGUUUGAUAUUGCUCCUGAGGGUGUCAGGAAGUGCAUUGUGUCAACAAAUAUUGCAGAGACUUCGGUUACCAUUGACGGAGUCAGAUUCAUUAUUGAUUCAGGAAAGGUGAAGGAAAUGAACUUUGACCCAAAGUGCAAGAUGCAGAGACUUCAGGAGUUUUGGAUUAGUCGAGCUAGUGCAGAACAGAGAAAGGGAAGAGCAGGUCGAACUGGCCCCGGUAUCUGUUACAGACUGUAUGAUGAAACUGACUAUGACGCGUUCCAAGAGUACGCCACUCCAGAAAUACAGCGAGUCACACUCGACACGCUGAUACUGCAAAUGAUUUCCAUGGGACUACCCAAUGCCAGGAAAUUUCCUUUUAUCGAGGCUCCAGAAAUGUCAAGUAUAGAAAAUUCAAUCAGCUUUCUCAAAGAACAGGAUGCCCUGACAGAAGAUGAGUCGCUCACACCCAUUGGUCACAUGUUAUCCAGACUUCCUGUUGAAGUUGUUAUUGGCAAAAUGCUUAUAAUGGGCUCCAUAUUUCACAUGAUUGACCCAGUGUUGUCGAUUGCGGCUGCCAUGAGUGUUCAGUCUCCAUUCACUGUGAGGGCUCACUCGGACAAUGAUGCUAUAGCUGCCAGAAAGUCUUUAGAAUCUGACCAUGGAGAUCCGUUUACACUGCUCAAUGCUUUCGAUGAAUGGAUUCAGGUGAAGGCUGAAGGGCGAGGCACAAGAAAGUGGUGCAAAAGGCGCGGCAUGGAGGAACAGAGAUUUUACGAGAUGACCAAGUUAAAGAGGCAGUUCAAAGAUCUACUUGAGGAUCACCGUCUCCUGGACAAGGUGGACGAGAAGGAGCGUUUCUACACCAGCGAGGAGCGUCGGCAGAGACACGGUGAGCGCAAGCGGCUUGCGGUCCUGAAGAGAGAGCAGCAGAAAGAAUCAAAAAAGAGAAAGGUUCUAAAGUUUGUAGAAGACGAUUUUACAAUCAGUGAUGAGGAAGAAGAUGACAAAGGUGAUGAUGUCAAAGAUCUUGAGUUCAGGUUGUCACAUGAUCUCGACCAGUUACAGGAAACGGCCAAUAAAAGUCGUCGAUUUACCCGUCGAGACAUCAACCUUCUGAAAGUAAUUUUGUGCAGUGGCCUUUAUCCACAAGUUGCUAUUGCAGAUGACUGCAAUUCGUACAAACCUGAUUCAGAACAAGCUUUCCAUACAAAGAACAAGCCGUUUAUACUGCUUCACCCAACCAGUGUGUUUGCCAACCAUCCUGAUGUCCUUCAGCCUUCUGACAUCAAAGACUCACAAGACCACAAGUUAAAACUGAGUAGCAAACACGAACUCCUGUCAUAUGUUUCUAUCUUGGAAACGAACAAGCCGUAUCUGAUAAACACAAUGCGAGUGCCUGCCCUUCAAACUGUCACUCUGUUCUCAAACUCGAUCGACACCAAUACAGACUGUUCUCGGCUAGUUUGUGAUGGCUGGUUGGAAAUUAGUUUUCCAGACGAAGAGAGUGCCGACUCGGUUAUUUCCAGUAUUAUUAUGCUCCGCAGCACUUGGCAGAAUCUUCUCAAGGUCAGAUUGGAAGACACCUCUCGUGAAUUUGACGAUAAAACUCGCAUAAAUCCAAAGUCUAGGAAACUUGAGCAAGUUUUGGCAAGAAAACUGUCUGAAUUUCUCGAUAGUUCUGUUACAUAUUCCAUCCGCCGUGUUUUGGCAGCAGAAAUGAAACACAUGUAUGUUGGACCAGGGCAUGAAUUAGCAUCUUGUGAUACCCAGAAGUCAUUCCUCCCUUCAGUCUCAGGGAGACAGGAGCAUUCAGUGAAAGGAGGAAUUCAAGUUAACAGCUAUCUCACAUACAACUGUCUGGUUGAUGACACGACGGCCGAUGUGUGGGGGGAGUACACCAGUCACAUGCAGCGCCACUGGACGUGUCCUCAAUGUGACGUCAGUCUCAUUGUCUCCAUCGUCGAACGGCUGCAGCAUGAAAUCGAGUGUCAGAGCCAUGACAAACCUGCAACAAAGGAAGAAGAGGUGAAGGAACUGGAAGAAGAGAGAGCCACCCAGUUAAACCCUCUGCGAAAACCAUAUCACUGUACAGACUGUGACAAAGACUUCACAUUCACAUCAACAGAGAUUCUAAAACACCGAAAAUCUCACAAGACAUGACCAUGUACAGAAUUAUAUACUGAUGAAAAGAAAUAAAGGAUCACACAGAUAGCAACAACAAAUAAUGACUGCAUCAAAAAUCAGUCAUUAUUUGUUGUUGCUAUCUGUGUGAUCCUUUAUUUCUGCAUCAAAAAU